CUCAAAACAUAUUGAUCAUCUUAAGUGAGUCACUGAAGAGCUUGUCAAGGCAGCUGUAAUCAGAAAACAAUUGGGGAACAGAGAGUUUGUCUCAGUCAUGUCCUUGUACACUGUGAUAUGUCUGACUAUGCUUUGGGGUCUGAUAGAUACCACAGAAAUACAGAAUGAUUUCUACGACAGCUGCAAGUGGAAAUGCCUGAUAUUUGCUCAACUGUGGCCAGGAUCAUUUUGCAUGAGUUUUCCCAGAAAAUCCUGCCACAUUCCAGAUCAGGUGAAUGACUGGACUAUACACGGACUCUGGCCAAAUGGGCACAAAUUCUGCAAUAAAUCUCGGCACUUGACAAAGGAGGACAUUGACAAUCUUACUGACAAAUUGUUCCAUUAUUGGCCAAGUCUAACCAACUUUGAGCCUUUCAAGUUUUGGGCAAACGAAUGGAGCAAGCAUGGUACUUGUGCAGCAUGUGCUGAUAGCAUGUCCACGCCACACAAAUACUUCAGCCUUGCACUCCAGCUCCGGAUGAAGUUUGUCAUCAAUAAGGCCUUCGCUGCUGCUGGUAUCACACCCUCAUGUGAUAAAGGCUACACGUUGAACCACUUCCACACAGCGCUGACUGAUUUUGGCACUCAUGUUAACCUCCAGUGUUACAAAUCUACGGGACGGCAGAUACUCAUGCAAAUCAAAAUUCCCCUAAGUAAGGACUUUUCCAUCGGCUGCCAGCCUAUUGAAGACAAUUUUAAUAAAUCAUAUUAUCAUCCCUGCACAAGCAAGUCUGAAAUAUAUUACUAUCCCCUCACGAGUCAUCCACAUGAUCCUUGUCAUUAAAGGAAUCCUCUCUUUACAUCCUGGCUGUUUUCAGGAAAGGUACUUUUGAUUGAAAUGUAUUAGAUGCCUUAUCUUUUGAUGUUCACUUGUAGGCUAAACAUUUGUUGGUUUUGCUUCUGGGUGAAGGGUAGGGCAAGGGUAUCAUUACUUUGAUGGACGACUGUGCCUGGCUUUUUAUUGUUUGCCUUGUAUUCAAAAAUAAAAUUAAGUUUAACCUCUUGGAUAUUUUGGUCUUAACAGUAUUCUAUUUCAAUUGUAAUAGGUUCAUAUUAAAUAUCCACACUUAAAUUGUGUGGAACAAGGUCUUUGCACAAUCUCCAUCAUUUGGGAGAGGGGGAAAGAAUUAAACCUUUGUUUGCCUGUUAACCGCAACACACACACACACACACACACACACACACACACACACACACACACACACACACACACACACACACACACACACACACACACACACACACACACACACACACACACGCCUCCCCCCCUCCCCCUUAGGGACUCAGCAGGUCAGGCAGCUUCUAUAGAAGAGUACACAGUGGACGUUUCAGGCUGAGACCCUUCAUCAAGACUGGGUCUUGACCCAAGAUGUUCCCUGUUUACUCUUUUCCAUUGAUGCUGCCUGACUGCUGAGUUCCUCCAGCAUUUUGUGUGUGUUGCCCUGGAUUUCCAGCAUCUGCAGACUUUCUCAUGUUUAUGGUUUAUCUAUUGAAAUAAAUUGGCACAUCUGUCAAUUCUCUUGCCAACAGCCCGUGUUGUCUGCCCCACAACUGAAUUAAGAGAUUUCAUUGAGCUGAAAUUAUUCAAUAUUCUUUAAAAAAAAGGCCUUUUAUAUAAAAUAAGAUUGUCCAUUCUUUCUCAUACUGUUGUAUUUGUUUCUUAACUUCCACAUUCUCUGUAUUUAUGGGAUUAGAAUUGUGGAUGACUGAUAUUUUCUCUCAACAUGUAUUUCCCAUAAUUCCUUACAAUGUAGAAGGAAGCCAAUCAGCUCACUGAGUCAGUGGUGGUUGUCACAGCAAUCCCAUCAGCCCUCAUUCACCCACUUACUUCCUGCUCACUAUUCUUCCCCAUAUGCUUAUCAACAGCCCUAAUUUUCCCAUCAGCUAUCCACAUAAGGGAUAUUUUACAACAGCCAAUUCAUCUAGCAACUGGAGUAUCUUUGGGAUGUGGGAAGAAACCAGAUCAUGCACGGGGGUGGAGACAGCAGUCACAGGGAGGAUGUGCAAACUCCAUACAUACAGCACUGGAGGUGAGAAUUGAUCUGGGAUCCAUGGAGAUGCGAGGUUUCUGCACUACCUACAGAGUUGCUGUGCCAUCUAUUGCUUUUACAAUGACUUUAUAGAAACUAGCAAUGCAUGUAAUUAAAGCAUUUUAUUGAGGCUAAAUAUCAUAGCUUUAUCUCCUACCUGUUGUUGGUAAACCUGUUGAAGAUCAGAUCUUCAAUCUAAUACUUAGCUAUGAUGUUUUCAGACUGGCUUGUAAUUCUUUCUCAAAAGAUUGAUGUAACAAUUCCUUCACUAAAUAUGCUUUGCAUUUUACAAAUGUUUAACGCCAA
Messenger RNA from Hypanus sabinus (Atlantic stingray), 2378 nucleotides. It is a transcript of the gene rnaset2l, whose product is annotated as ribonuclease T2, like. Gene Ontology annotation, biological process: RNA catabolic process. The record is from RefSeq and is a predicted model, not a curated record. Gene Ontology annotation, cellular component: extracellular region. Gene Ontology annotation, molecular function: RNA binding; ribonuclease T2 activity. Bases 98 to 823 code for a protein of 241 amino acids. Lineage: Eukaryota; Metazoa; Chordata; Chondrichthyes; Myliobatiformes; Dasyatidae. The transcript has 10 exons.